AGAGCGAGUCAACAGCCUUCUGUGCUCCUUCUUUCCCACAAAAGUGUCCAAAAAAGUUCUCUUUUUCAAGAAAGGUUGAAACUUGAGCCCCACAAGAGGCUACACCCAAGAACUUAAAUUCCCUUCACUCUAUUUUCUCCUUCUUGUUGUCUCAAGGGUUUUCUCAUCCGAAAUCCACUGGAAAGAUACAAUUUUUUGUUCAAAAGUUUGGGUUUUCUUGUUUUUUCAAUUUCCUCACCGGUUAUCUUACCUACAAGACAAGUUGGGGUAUAUUAGUGUAUAUUUAUAUAUGGAGAGAGAGAUAUAGGGGGGGUAGUUGGAGACUAACAACCAACCUUUGGAGAGAGCUGAAAGGGAUAAAUCUAUAGAUUCACACUAGAUCUAGGCUCAGGGGCCCUGUGGGGUUUUUACUGAGCUUUAUACAUGACUAUUUCUUGAUUUUGUUACUAUCUUUUGUUUUUUCUUGAGGUAUUUAUUGUGAUGGGGAUUUGUUUGAGCAACCAAAUCAAAGCUGAGACUGCAUUUUAUGUUGGUUCAGGGGUGGAUUCUAGAAAUGUGAGUGGGAAUGGGACUGAAUCGAGUAACUCGAACAAGCUAUCAUCGGCUUCUGUACCACCCACGCCUCGUAGUGAGGGUGAAAUCUUGCAGUCCUCCAACUUGAAGAGUUUCACUUUCAGUGAACUGAAAGCGGCCACCAGAAACUUCCGUCCCGACAGUGUGUUGGGGGAAGGGGGUUUUGGUUCUGUUUUCAAAGGAUGGGUUGAUGAGCACACUCUUGUGGCGUCAAAGCCCGGGUCCGGGAUGACCAUAGCCGUCAAAAAGUUAAACCAAGACGGGUGGCAGGGGCACAGGGAAUGGUUGGCUGAAAUCAUCUAUCUUGGGCAACUACGACAUCCAAAUCUCGUGAAGUUGAUUGGUUAUUGCUUAGAAGAUGACCACCGGCUCUUGGUUUACGAGUUCAUGGCCAAGGGGAGUAUGGAGAACCAUCUGUUUAGAAGAGGUUCCUUCUUUCAGCCUCUUACGUGGAGCCUGCGAAUGAAGGUUGCCCUGGGUGCUGCAAAGGGGCUUGCCUUUCUUCACAAUGCUGAAACAAAGGUCAUAUAUCGGGACUUCAAGACUUCUAAUAUCCUGCUUGACCCGGACUAUAAUGCGAAGCUUUCUGAUUUUGGAUUGGCUAGAGAUGGGCCAACAGGGGAUAAGAGCCAUGUCUCGACAAGGGUUAUGGGGACUUAUGGAUAUGCUGCUCCCGAGUAUCUAUCAACAGGUCAUCUUACUGCAAAGAGUGACGUAUACAGCUUCGGAGUCGUUCUCUUAGAAAUUUUAUCCGGUAAAAAAGCAAUAGACAAGAAUCGGCCUUCUGGGGAACACAGUCUUGUGGAGUGGGCAAAACCUUAUCUUACCAACAAACGCAGAAUUUUCCGCGUCCUGGAUCCCCGCCUCGAAGGCCAGUACUCACUGACCAAAGCUAUGAAGGCAGCUAACCUCGCACUCCAGUGCCUAUGCAUGGAACCGAAGUUGAGGCCAAACAUGGAUGACGUGGUCAAAACCUUAGAGCAACUACAGGAGGCAAAGGACUCAACGACGGGUGAUAAAAAAGAAAGGAACCUCACUCGAGACAGCCGCCCAAAGGGCCCGUCUAAGUCCUGCCGCGGCACUGCAUCAGAGACGGCCCGAAUGACCACGUACCCCCGACCCUCGUCCUCUCCUCUCUACGCAUAACAGAAAAGAAGCGAGUGCCCGCUCGGGUUGCUAGGUUGCCGGCAGUUCGUGACAAUGCCUAUUCGCUUAAAGAGAUGUAUGUACAGCAGUUAACCUUCCAAUUUAUGCAUGUCAUUGUGUUGCUAGUUUGUUACACGGCUAAGGUUAGUCACAAGGCGGGUGUACCCAGUGCACACUUUCGGUUAGUGGUUGCGGUUUCCCUUUGUCACCAAAAAAAAAAAAAAAAGAAAAAAAGGUGUAGAAUAUUAGCAUGAUGGUUGUGCACGUGUAUGGCAUAUUUUUUGGUACAUUAGUGGGGGAAUAUGUAUAUAUGCUUGUCUAAUGCGCUCAUUUUGUAAUCCUGCAAACGUUUUUGGUGAAUGCACUUCAACUAUUUGCUACAUAUCAAGGUAAUUUUUUUAUU
Messenger RNA from Ipomoea nil (Japanese morning glory), 2122 nucleotides. Its product is annotated as protein kinase APK1A, chloroplastic-like. The coding region runs from base 481 to 1719 and encodes 412 amino acids. NCBI's taxonomy places the organism in Eukaryota, Viridiplantae, Streptophyta, Magnoliopsida, Solanales, Convolvulaceae. Gene Ontology annotation, molecular function: ATP binding; protein kinase activity. The transcript has 6 exons. Gene Ontology annotation, biological process: protein phosphorylation. The record is from RefSeq and is a predicted model, not a curated record.